AUGAUAACCUUGAUCACUGUAUCAAUCCUACUUCUAGGAUUCAGCAACUUUGCCACUCCUUAGAUAAAUACUGCUUAUGUUCCAGUUCUGUGCACAAGUAUUGCAAAUAGGAACGAUGCAUUCUGCGAGACUCAGAAUCCAGAUAUGGGUUCUUAAUGCUGUGCUCAAGUAAUUCAUCAGACAAGAACAAGUACCUCUGUUCCUUACACAAACACCACAAAUUAUUAGUGCUUACCGUUAGAGUUUGCAUAGUAAGUAGGUACUGUGAGUAUCUAAACAAAUUUAACUCAGAUCACCUACACAUGUGUGAAUACUGCUCGUCAGGCUACCUAGAUUUGCUCAGAUGCCUCCAGCAGUUCAUGUUCAAAUAGCUCGUUAUGCUGUGCAACCAGGACUGCUAGAGUAGCAAACUCCUAAAGCAAGUCAUUUUAGAAUGGCUGUGUGGCAAAACCUAGUGGUAUUGAUGUAUCGAAUCCUUUUUAUUGGACAGUAAUAACAUCAUCAACUUUCAUUCCAAAUAUCACAUAUACUAGACAGUGCAUCCCUGGGUCGGAUUCAAUGGCGAGCAGAAUACAGAUCUAUCUAAUGAGCUGUUUACUGUGGAUUAUCAUAUUAGUGUCAAUCAUUUGA
Molecule: messenger RNA, 630 nt
Organism: Stylonychia lemnae
Lineage: Eukaryota; Ciliophora; Spirotrichea; Sporadotrichida; Oxytrichidae
Source: the annotation of a GenBank genome assembly